ACUCUUCUCGUCACCCUCCCCGUCGACGUUACGUACGCAGCCGUGGCGUGCCUGCAAGCCAAAUAACAUGGAGUCCUCUGCCUGGCAUCUUCAAGGGAUCCAUGCAAAACCCCGAGCAGCGAUUUAACGGAGCAACUUUGUCCCUGGGAGCCGUCAAAGCCUCCGGAGAGCAUCGUGUCGGGGCGUAAAAGCUUCAGCUCCGUCCUCAAACUAUGACGAACGGCGCUUAAACAGCCAGCUUUCACUGCGACCCGCACACCAGGCCGAAUUCAGAGAAGAGGAGGCUGCACAAUGUAGGAGGGCUGGUCACCAGUGGGACUCCAUACUGCUCUCUGGGGGGACCAUGGAGCCAGAAGGGCCACCCCGAACCCCAGGGACCAGCUAUGGGCCCCCAGCCUUCAACUCAGCACAAAACCCUGUCACCCCCACCUUCCUCAACUGCACCUUACAGUCCUCACGUUCUCCAAAUGUGAGAGACGGCCUGAUGCCUGCCAAAUGCUCGUGGGGCCACGCUGGAGAUGAGGGCCCCAAGCAGACUGAAGGCCCUCAGCCCAGUGCAGAGCCAGGGAGGAGCGCACAGAGGAGAUUCAGGUCCUCAGCCUUUCCUUCCUCCCUAAGCUGGGACUCUGACUCUGAGAAAGAAACACUAGAUGAGGAGGAGCUACAGCACUUUUCUAACCCUCAUGGUCUGGCUGCUCACAGCCCAGGAUCUCCUUCUUCUGGACUCAGACUUGAUAGUGAAGAUGACCAAGAACCUGAAAAACUGCAGCACUUGCAUAAUAAGACUGACUCGUCUCCCCCUGCGGAGGGGCUCAGCGACAACAACAACACUGAGAGCACAAAGACAGAAGAGCCAAAUACAUCUCAGCUUGGCCAAACAGAGUUGGCAGACAGCAAAGUGUGGAAUGUAUCCGAGGAAGCCGAGCUGUUUCUGUCCAAAGUAAAACCAAAGGAAGGUUGCCAAAUGGAGGAGGAGGAGGAGGCGGACAACAGCGAGGGAGAGAAGAGGCCCAAGGGAAAAGAAACCAAGGAGCCUGAGAGAGAUGUGUACACCUUCCCUGGAGACUCAGACCCGGAGAGUCCCCCUCCUGCCCCCUGGGCUCAUUGCACAUUUAUUCAGCGGUGCAGAAAGAAGAGGGUGCUGCUCAGGCCCUUCUCCGGACUUGGCACCUUGAAGCGAACAUUGCCUGAGACAGGAAAGAGGGCAAGAGUGAGUCCUCAAAAAUCAAAAACCAGUGAGACAGCACAGAGUGGAGGUGGAGGGGUUUAUGAUUUCGAGGAAGUCAGUUUUGGAGAGGCAACAGUGGAGGAGCCGAUAAAGUUCAGAGACAGAGGAGGGAAAAGGGACAAAGAAGAGGAACAAAGUGGGGGAGAGCCAGGCAAACAAAUCUUCACCUGUGUGGAAUGUAGCAUUUACUUCAAAAAGCAGGUCCACCUGCAGGAGCACAUAGUUGAGCACUGUCAGAGCGGUGCAGCGGGGGGCAGGCGUUUAGGAAAGGGCGGCCGCUUUAGGUGUAUCGAGUGUGGGUGGAACCUUUCAAAUCGGCUCGCGCUGGCAGACCACCACAGAAAGCACCAGGAGUCCCGUCUAAAGAUCUUAGAGGAGAUUGAGAAACUGAAUGAAAAUGGGAAGGCAAAAGAGACUGAGAAGCUCAACAGUAAGACGGUGAAGCAUAUAAGCUCAGACCCAGCGAUUAUGCAAGACACAAGCCCAGCCUCGAUUCCAGGCAAAAUGUCAGACCCAGAAAUAGUCACAUCUCCACCUCUUUCCCCAGCCCCAGUUUCAACACCAGACACAGACCCAGCAGUUCUCGACUCAGACGCCACUCCUCCAAAUUCAGUCCGAACUGCAGCUCAUGCCCGAGCUGUUUCCACCUGCCGCCGCCGCUUCGUCUGCACAAAGUGUAACUUCAGCACAAGAACCUCCCAGGCACUGGCUAAUCACACCAAGACCCACAACAGAAAAAAACCCGCUCUCCAGGCUGACUCCCCAUCCCCAGGUUCACCAUCAUGCGUGGCGUCCACCUCCCUGGCCUGCGGUCAUUGUGCCUUCCUGACCUCAAGUCAGACUGUAAUGAGGGAACACCAGAAACUUGUUCACCCAGGACAGGCCUCCGUCAGCGGGGCGCAGGCUGAUGACACUGGCCAGCAUUCAAGGUCUAAUGCGGGUGCUCGAAUUUCAAAACCCCCCACCAUAGAUUCUGACCAUCUCUCUGGGCCUGGAUCUCGAUCCUCGCCCGAUGCAACUCAAGGCAAAAGCCAGCAGGGAGUCACUGCCUCUGAGGACAGCACAAAGCCAGACAGAGCCGCAGCUCGGCCCACAAGCCAGGUGGUGUUCAAGUGCACUGGGAACAGGAGAUUUAGCAGAAGAGGGAAGACUUGGACGGAUCUGGCCAAGUUUCUGGAUGAUGACAAGCUGCCCGGGAGUGAAGAGGAAGAGCAGGACGAAGAUGGGAGCACAAAGCUUGACACUGAGCGCUCCCAACGGGAGGCCAACUCACCUGCUGGAGUUAAACCGCACACCAGAGCACGAGCUAAUGCAGACGACUGCUCAGCACAGCAGAGUGCUACAUUAUCGCUCCCUCCUGAGAAGAGUGUGAAGGACGAAGACAAGCUGGAAGUGGAGAAAGAUGGAAAGGUUUUCUUUUUGAGGAGGAGCAACCGGGUUACUGCUGCCCCGGCAGAAAUUGACAGUGAUGAUGAUGACGACGACAUUGACGAGGAGCGCGUGCGGCGUUUCCUGUCAGAGGGCAUCUUGGAUGAAGACCCAGACGAGAUUGAUGAGGACUCGGAGGCGCUCAAGAGUGUGGAGAGGAAAUGCCCCUACUGCCCCGAUCGAUUUCAUAAUGGCAUUGGGCUUGCCAAUCACGUGAGAGGCCACCUGAACCGAGUGGGCGUCAGCUACAAUGUGCGUCACUUCAUAUCCCCCGAGGAAGUCAAUGCUAUUGAGAAGAAGUUCUCCUAUCAGAAGAAGAAGAAAAAAGUCGCCAACUUCGACCCGGACACAUUCAGCGUGAUGCACUGCGAGUUCUGUAGCGCCGGCUUCGACACCCGGGCCGGCCUGUCCAGCCAUGCCCGGGCCCACCUCCGUGACUUUGGCAUCACCAACUGGGAUGUUACCAUCUCGCCAAUCCACAUCCUGAGGGAGCUGUUCUCCAGCAGGCCCGAUCUUGUAAUCCCCACGGCUCCCCCUCGGAGCCCCGGGUCCUCACAGGAGGAGGACGAGGAGGAUGAUGAGGAGGAGGUAGAGGAAGAAGGGGAGGGUGUCGUUGAGGUAAAGCUUGAGGGGGAGAUGAGUGAGAGGACGCUGAGUGCUGCUGUUUCUGAUGCACUGCCUUCAGCGUCUCCUCAACGCUGCAAGAAGGAGGACGGUGGAGAAGAGAGCGCGGGUGAUGAGGAGGAAGCAGCUGAGGAUGAGGAUGAGGAGGAGCUUCAGCGUCCAGCUCUGGAUGGUGUGAGCUCGAGCCCCGGGAAAACAGGGCUGCGCAGCGUGGACUCAGACAGCCUCUCUCCUGGGGAUGGGGAUGCAGACUCCAAGGUCCACAACCUGAAGUGUGAGGUGUGUAGCGCUCAGUUUGAGACCAGGCGAGGACUCUCCAGCCACGCCCGCUCUCACUUGCGCCAGCUGGGCAUCAGCGUCUCGGAGAGCAGCGGGGCGCCCAUCGAUCUCCUCUACCAGAUUGCCAAGGAGCGCAACAUCGACGGCCAAACCGGCUCAUCUCUUCUGGAGCCGCUCCCAGCCAAGAACUCCUCACCGUCUGUUCCUCAGAAAGAUGAGGAGUUAGAAGACAUGGACUUAGACGAGAAGCCCAUCCCUCUCUCCCUCCUGGCCAAAGCAGCGAAAGCGGUGCCACCCUCUUCCUCCUCCACGCCGACACCUUCUCCUGGUGCCUCUCCAGCUCCACCUCAUUCUGGCUCCCCUUCCGCAGUAGUGAGGAAAGCCCCCAUUUCCUCUCUGCUGCCCGUGUCUUCCCCCUUGCGCUCGCCGGAGCACAAGGCUGGGGGAAUGAAAGGCUUGACCUCUAACCUCUCUGCCCCGGCCACCGUCACAACCAAACCUCUCUGGGCACCACAGGAGAAUGACGCCCCUCUCAACCUCACCCUGGAGGUGGACCCCAACAAGGACAUCGUCUGCCAGCUGUGUGGCGCCUGGUUCGAGACUAGGAAAGGCUUGUCCAGCCACGCACGUGCCCACCUGCGGCACUUUGGGGUGGAGUACUCUGAAUCCAAGGGCUCUCCCAUUGACCUCCUGAACCAGCUCAUCGAUACCGACGACUUCAAGCACAAAGCCAGUGUGCUGCAGCUCGACAGCCACGUGGAGCCACGCGGCCUCACGACCACCAUCUCCUCCCCGAAGCAGUCCCUGCUGAGCCUCUCUUCCUCUUCCUCUUCAUCGCUCCUCUACAAGGUGACCACAGCUGGGGGUGGGUCGACAUCCAAAGCUACCUCUUCCUCGUCUUUACUUGGCCCGCCUGCCAAGCGUCUCAAGUCCUCUUCCAUGCGGGUCUUCCGCCUGAGUAGUGGGGAGCUCAUGGCCCUUCCACACAAUGAACCUCCAAAGGAGAUAGGCUGCGAGUUCUGCGGGGAGUAUUUCGAGAACCGUAAAGGCCUCUCCAGCCACGCCCGCUCACACCUGCGCCAGAUGGGCAUCACCGAGUGGUCUGUCAACGGCUCCCCAAUCGACACGCUGAGGGAGAUCAUCUCAAGACGCGGCCUGCCUUGCGCCCUUCCUCUAAAACCUCUCAAAACUCCACCUCCGUCCUCUCCGGGACCCCCUCGCUCACCUCAGCCAACCUCCUCCUCUCCGUCAGCUACCCUCCUCAGCCGUCUGCCCUUCGCCUUCGCCCGCCCCUCCAGUCCUCCUCAGCCCGCGGCGUCUAAAUCAAGCUCGGCUACACCAACAUCUUCCAGCGGGCUGAUCCUCAAGCUGAAGCCGGAGCCGGUGCAGGUGGAGGUCACCACGCCAGGAGCUGCGGGGAGGUCUGCCAGCUUCACUGGUGAAACUGUCAACUGUAGUUGGAGCAGCUCUGACAACGUGUUCCCCCUCAACCUGGCUAUGACCCAUGAAGUGGAGCCGACAAGAGAUAUUCGCUGUGAGUUCUGCGGGGAAUAUUUUGAGAACCGCAAAGGCCUCUCAAGCCACGCCCGCUCCCACCUGCGCCAGAUGGGCAUCACCGAGUGGUCUGUCAACGGCUCGCCCAUCGACACGCUGAGGGAGGUGAUGCACAAGAGAGGCGUGGGCGGCUCCUCUCAAUCAGACCAGGGAGUGAAGAAGGAGUCGAGCCAGGGAGCCAACAGCCCGCCAUGGGAGAACACGGCGGGCAGCGGCAGCUCAGAGGGUUUGGGUGUUUCAGGCUAUCAGUCCUCUAAAUUCCGUAAAUCUCCGCUCAGUUUGCUGCAGUCGGGGUCAAGGCUCCAUAAGCAGGGCCUGGGGUCCACAUCUGCUUCCCCGACUGCAGGGAAGUUUUUCAGGAUGUCCCCACUGGGGAAACGGCCUGUGUCUGCCGAGGCGCAAUCAGCGGAGACCGCCCACUCACCGUCACAUCAGCUCAAGACUUUCUCACCUCAGCCACAUGAUUUCUCCUUCAAAAGAAAACCCUCACCAGACAAGCACGGACACCAGGAUCCCAGUUGCGAGCUGUGCGGCUUCUACUUUGAGAACCGUAAAGCUCUGGCCAGCCACGCGCGAGCCCACCUGAGGCAGUUUGGUGUGACUGAGUGGUGUGUGAAUGGAUCCCCCAUCGAGACGCUUAGCGCCUGGAUGCGCAGCAGGCCGCAGAAGGUGCUGGAGAUGCAUCGCAGCUACAUGCAGGGGAACCGCUCCAACCUCAAGAAGAAGAGCAGCUCACCUCUUACUGCGUCAGCGGAUUCUGAUCAUAUCCUCCCCAUCUCAUCGCAGAAGGCCUCCUCUUCCUCCUCCUCCUCCUCCUCCUCCCAGUGGUCUUCUUCUUUGGCUGUAAGCCUGGUGCGGCCGCUGAGCCGCGAGGUCAGCCAGAGCUCUUCCAAGACCACCGAGGGUGAAGCCAACCUGCACGCUGCUCUGCUGAGGCCCGGCCGCAGCAGUCCCAGCCCCUCGCCGCUCUCCGGCAGCCUUCCGCUUCAAGCACAGGUGGCACGCAGUGAGCUUAACGUCCGCCUGCCCAGAGGUUUUGAGCGUCGGCCCUUGAAACACCCGUCUUGCCCAGAUGGAACAGAGAGCCCUCCUAAACCCCCCCGCACAGGCACCGUCCCCGCCCUGGUGCCCAAACCACCAUCCUACCCACUGGUCAAACUGGUGGGAAAGUUCUACACCCUGAAGUGCCGGUUCUGCGAGGUGGAGUUUCACGGCCCGCUUUCGGUGCAGGAGGACUGGAUCAGACACCUCCAGCAGCACAUCCUCAAGAUGAACUACAACAAGCCUGCUGCACCCAAAGCAGCCUCUGCUGAACCCCCUGCCGAUGACCCAGCCCCGGUCCAGGCCUCUGCCCCAGCCUCCACCUCCACCUCUACCUCCAGUACCACCUCCACCACGCCUGCCCUCACCUCCACCCCGACCCGCUCCCCUACGCCUCCGGUGGCCAAGUGUGCUCCGCCUGUCACUGCCACAGAGAUCGUAAAGGUCUCAGAGGAGAAGUCCACCCUGUCUCCGACCUCUAUCCCCGUCCCCACCCAGACAGUGUAAGCUCAUCGCUGUCAUUUAGCCCUGUUUGUUUCUUCCUGCCUUUAGAGUAUCUUUUCGUCCAUUCGUUUCUUUCCUUCGGCCUUCACAAAGUGUUGCUGAGGAGGAGUGUUUCCCCUCCAAAGAGCCCUCUGAGCCCCAAGCACCUUUGAAGCAGCUUUCUAGACUGUUACUAAGUCCCGUUACCAUGGGAACGAAGCUCUCCUGGCUUAUCUGCGCACCGGGGAUGGGCAAUUGUUGGUAGUGUCAGAGGUUAGCAGGAGAGACGAGCUAAUGUUUUGGGUUUGCCUUGUUUAUAUUGAAUGUCCAGGUGUUGACGCGGACCGUUGCUGUACCUCUCCUGCCAUUCACUGGGUGAUUUAGGGGUUAAUGUAGCCCUUUAUCAAACUUCAGCCCCCCUCCUGUCUACUGCAGCUUCGCCCCCCUUUCCCUUUAUGAACAGUGCGUUACUGAGAGCGGUGAGACUCUGACCACGCUGCUGGCCUCAGCCUCUCACCCAAAGGUCCUGACUGAGAUUAAAUGACGUUUAUAAUCUUGCUAGUCGAGUGGCUGAGACGUAAAACACGUGUUAACACGUGGUGUUAAAACAGGCACUUUCAAUGUCGACAUUGACACUUGGCACUUAACUGAAACUGAAAUGCCCUGUUGAACGGGCAAAAGACUAAAGCCUGAUUUAUGGCAAAGCGCUCGACUCUUUUGGUGAGUGUUGCUUGACAGAAAUUAAACAUCAUUUUCAAUUUUUGCUUCAGUGUGUAGGAUUUAAGGAGAGAUAUGGGCAGAAAAUGAAUUUAAUAAGUAUAUUUCCUUUAGUGUAUAAUCAUCUGAAAACAAGAAUCAUUGUGUUUUCGUUACCGUAGAAUCAGCCGUUUAUAUCAGCGUAGGCAGUGCUGGAGAGUAACUAGCUACAAUUAAAUUACAAAAUAAAUUUAAUUGUAAUUAGUUACAGCUACUGAGAAAAAUGCAAUUAAAUUACAGUUAAAAUACUGGUGAUUAUAAAGGGUUACAUUCAAAUAAUUUAUUUCAGUUACUACACAGUUCAUCAAAGACAUUGGAACAAAUUUGAGUGCAACAUUUACGCACUUCUAUUGCCAAGUCAAAACUUUUGUUAGAAAAGUACUCAAAAAGUAAUCAAAUGUAAUAAGUUACAUUAUUUGGAUGACGUGAUUAAAUUAGUGACAUUACUUAUUACAACUUGAACAGGGUAACUAGUAAUCUGUAACCUAUUACAUUUCAAAAGUAACCGCCCCCAACACUUGAACAUAGGGAGCAGGUCCAUGUCUAUGGAGAUCACCAUGUUACACCGCCAUGUUUCUACAGUAGCCCAGAACAGACGAACCAAACACUGUCUCUAGAGAGCGCCAUUUGCAUUCUCGCGUCGGCCACCAUAGUUAGCAGCCCCUCCACGACAAAAGUGUCAGAGAAACACAGAUUUGCAACAUUGCACUGUUUUAUUCAGUGUUUGUACCAGGUCCAAUUUAACCUCUAUGGAUAAUUAAGCUCCCAGUAAAAACACCCUGAACAAUGAACACUGAAGGAAUUCUACUCGUUAGAAGUUUCAGCUGGUUGCAAUCUGCAGUCGUCACCAUUUGAUGCCACUAAAUGUCCCUUUAUAUUACUCACUUGACCUUGUAUGGAGUCACAUUAUAUCCGUCAUGCAGUGCUAUGCAGCCCAAAAAAUAACAAAUAACAAAUAACAAAAGAUAACAAAAUUCUCCAGGUGCAACUUGAAAGGAAAAGUUCAUAAUUUCUGUCAAGCAACAGUCAUCAAAAGCGUCGAGUGCCCAACCAUAAACCAGGCUUAACUCCAAUUGGUUUAAGGAGCAAGAAGUGGAAGCACACCCAAAAAGGGAAACCCCCCCUUGUUAACUUUAUAAUGUAAUUCUCUUCCCCCAAAUAUACAUUAUGCUUGAAUGUAGCUUAAAGCACUUAUUAAAAACUUAUAUGCACACAUUCAUACAAUCAAACAUAAGCCCCAUGUUACCGUACCAUUGAUAGUUUUACCUUUCAUGAUGUUGCGGCUCCACAGCGUGCUGCUUUCAGCUGCUGAAGGCACAAUUGCUUUUGAAUCUCCCUGUCUGGAUCGGAGCAGCAGGGCCAUAGAAAACUUUCAAGGUUACACUUCUAUAGUUCUUUUUUCUUCCAUUCAAAGUGUUGCCAUUUCUUUCCUGCCUUUUUCAAUUCAACCCGAGUUAUUAUUUAUUUAUUAUUAUGCAUCUGAAUGUGGUAAGCUAGGUCAUUUUAAAGCUAAAGUAGAGCUCUGGAAUGUUUGAAAAUAGGUCAGCGGUGCACUUUGACACGAGUGCACAAUGUGUGUGUGUGUGUGUGUGUUUGUAUGUUUGUGUACAGACAUAGCAAAUGUGCAUUUGUUUCCCAUUUUUAAAGAGAAAGACGGAAGUAAACCCGCUUGAUAGGAAGACGCCUCCUGUGCUUAACGUGGACUAAAUGUGGGAGCCUGUCUGUACGUGGUCUGACCAGGACUUUAACUGCAUCCGUCGUCGUGUUAGGAUGUGCCAAAGAGUCUGUUUACUUCCUUGUCUUGCCUCUGUAAAAGCUGUUUACAUUGGACCUGAUGGUGGAGGAAACUCUGCACAGCUAUCGAGUUCCCCAAGGCUCCACGCUGAACAAUGGACUGAACCGGCGGCGGUCCACCACAAGCACCCGCCGAGAAAAAGAAGACUCGGGCUACUGGAGCGGCUCCAUGUUGUUACUGUAGGGUUAGAUUAUUCCAAUUAAACAUGAACACAAACCAAACUUGAUUUCAAGCGGGGCUCUUGAGAACUGCCAGCCCUCUAACGAACACCGUGCGACCUCGGGCUCCUGAAGUCUGCGGUCGGUUUUCUUUCUACACUGCUUCAGAGUGCGUUCAUAUCAAGCCAGAGCUGAAGCAAUAACUAAAGGGUCCACGUAGGCUGGCGACCUUUUAGAGUUUGUUGCCCAUGUUUGAAACAUGACUGUUCGAUCCAAACGAAACCCUUUUAUGGAGUAUAGAUAACAUACUAUAUAACUACAUGUACUUAAGAAGCUGUUGAUGCUAGUAGAGCUAUCAGCAGUUCUAUUAGCGAGGUAGUUAAAAAAAAAUAAGUGAUCUUAAUUCCUCUAUCGUGAUUUGAUUUCAACCUUUGAUGCUAUGUAUUUUUUAUUGCUCUGUGCAUUUCUGUAUUUGCAGUCCCGCAAGGUGAAUCUUUAGAGUAUUUUUUAUUUCUAUCUGUUAGUCUCUCCAAGCUGAAACUUUGGUGCUGGUGAGAAUGUCGCAGGUCGAGGAGCUGGCGAGUGUCUGAGCGUGAGGAAGACAUUUUAAUGUGAUUGUCACGUCCUGGUAUCAAAGGACUCUAAUAAGCAGGCCUUAAAGGGGACCAGUGUGCAUGCUGAGAUAUGAGAUAUGAUCCUCUCCUGCGCUCACAGACGCCGGAGCCUCUGUGGCUUCGUCACUGUGUGAGACGCAGGCGGGUGCAUCAGAGUCCCCUUUAAGAUCAACCUGAACAAGCCUCAGCUGGUGUAACCGGCUGCUUCGUGUGUGUGUGUGUGUGUGUGUGCGUGUGCGUGUUCAUGUGUGAGUGUGUAAAAAGACGGUGAGAUGACAAUGAUUAAAAAGAAAAAAGAUGCAGUCGAGGAAAGAACUGUACUGUACACAAAGGGUUAAGUUUUAAGUGAAUCAACUCCAGAACAAACAAUAAAUGUGAUUUCA
Molecule: messenger RNA, 10343 nt
Organism: Epinephelus moara (kelp grouper)
Lineage: Eukaryota; Metazoa; Chordata; Actinopteri; Perciformes; Serranidae
Gene: wizb
Product: WIZ zinc finger b
Exons: 17
Coding region: 344-6661 (2105 amino acids)
Biological process (GO): regulation of transcription by RNA polymerase II
Cellular component (GO): nucleus
Molecular function (GO): RNA polymerase II cis-regulatory region sequence-specific DNA binding; DNA-binding transcription factor activity, RNA polymerase II-specific
Source: RefSeq, a predicted model, not a curated record